This is a messenger RNA of Amphibalanus amphitrite, 7471 nucleotides long. RefSeq lists its product as uncharacterized. The record is from RefSeq and is a predicted model, not a curated record. Gene Ontology annotation, biological process: DNA integration. Gene Ontology annotation, molecular function: nucleic acid binding. Bases 950 to 6520 code for a protein of 1856 amino acids. The transcript has 2 exons. NCBI's taxonomy places the organism in Eukaryota, Metazoa, Arthropoda, Thecostraca, Balanomorpha, Balanidae.
GUCCUGAAUCGCAUCGGGACCGCUUGUAGCAUAGAUGGCAGCAUUGUUCUCGGCUGUCACCGUAAGGUGCUGCCACCGCGGGUGCGCGGUCGUUUUGGGAACUGCAUUAUAACCAAGCUGCGUUAAAUGAGUGAUUUAUACUAUCUCGAUUAGUAUUUCACAUUGGAAUAUCGUAGUGAAAUUAUUUGAUACGUUUUCUCCAAGUGUGACCGAUUGCAUUUGGUAAAAGGCGUAUUUAAAUUUGUUUAUUGUCGGCCGGUUUCGUCUGCCCAUACUUGUUAUUUUUGCGUGUCACCAGCUGACCGGCCUUGUGCGCAAUUCGACACGAAACCCGGCGAAGGAAGACACCUUGGUAGGUUAUUUGGAUAUUUUGGACAUGAAAUGCUACUUGUCGCUUCGUUGGUUGUUGAUAUGCACUAAUUAACUCCGGUGUGAGGUUCAAAAGUAUUUAGUUUGGAUAUAUGCCCAUAGAUAUGUCAGAUACUGCUGAUACCGAAAUGAAUGAGACGAUUUAUGGCGCACACCGGUGUAAAAGGGCCUGUUAUUUGUGUAUUUUACAGGAACCUACAACUAAACUACUGAUCUACGAUCUCUCAACAAACUACAGACUGCAUCUGUCUACUGUCCAUAUGUCUCUUCUAUUCUAAUGCCCAAUACAUUUAUUUCCAUUUAUCAAUCUUUUAUCCUUUGUAGCGUACCGAGCUAUAUCGCCGAUGGUGUCGACAACAGUUCCAAGGUAUCCUUUGAGCUCCAAAGUGCUGUAAUGACCUCAAAGUUAAUGGAGAUACCUAUGUUCUCAUAAGUGAUGCCCAACUGACCUGCCUUGAUUCACCCAUGAUUUUACCCGACUGUGCCUGCUUUGUAUUUUAACCACCUGUGCCUGUUACCUUGACGUAAUUGUUUUGCCCAUAUGCCUGAUCAUACCUGACCAUUCUGCACUCCCUGAUUCAUGAUUGAACUGAGUCCUGUACACACGAUGCCUCAGUCAAUUGCACAGUUGAAGCAGAAGCGGGGGAGAUGUUUGGCAAACUUGACCAGGACAAGGAGAAGGGCCUAUGUUCUGAUAGACAACAGAGGUAGCCGGACCCACCUGAUUUCCAUCAUCUCGGAGCUGGACAAAGCACUUCAGCAAGUGGAAGAGGCAUCUGAUAAUAUUGCAUCCAUGCUGACGUCAGAAGAUGAGCUGGAACAGGUGAAGGCAUAUCAAGCAGAAGCUGAUCGGCAACAUGAGGAGGCAGUCAGUAGAAUAGAAGGGUAUCUGAAGGACAGAAAAGACGACCCGGCAUCUGAAGUGUCCGGACAGUCACAUCAUUCUGAGUCAUCUUCGGCAGCCUCACGAGUAGCAGAGGUGGAUGCCAUGGUGAAGAAACUGGAACUGCAGCAACUGCAGAGACGACUCAAGACCGAGGAAGAGGACCAGCAGCUGCAACGAAUGCUGAAGUUACAGGAAGCUGAAGAUGCUCAGGCUGCAGCAGAGUUGCGUGCAAAGCUGUUGAAGGAAGACUCACUCAACUGGGACAGACGUGAGGAUUUCGGUGAAGCCGAAAAUGAAGAAAAUGAAGAAGCCACUGGCACUACAGCUCUUCAGGUCUUCAGGAGCGGUGGUGGUAUGCCAGGGACCCAAGCGCAGGGACCCAGCACCGGCACCGCUGCUGUUCACCAGGCCCAGGUUGGUGGUGGUGUGCCAGGGACCCAAGUGGAGCAGGGACCCAGCGCCGGCACCACUACUGCUCACCGGGCCCAGGGCAGUGGUGGCACGGGCGCUUUCCAGUCUGGACUGCAUGCUGAGGCUGUGCGUCAGAGUCUCCCUCGCCUGAACCUGCCAAAGUUUGGAGGUGAGCCAGCUGAAUGGCCAAAGUGGUCAGCUCUCUUCCGAACAAUGGUACACAACCAACCGUCCCUGACUCCAACUGAGAAGAUGGUGCACCUGCAGGCCGCCGUAACAGGUGUGGCCGAGCAGGCCAUCAGUGGGAUGCUGUUCGAUGGGAGGUUGUACGAGGAGGCCCUGAAGACGCUGGAAGAGAGGUUCGGUCAGCAGGAGGACAUCGUGCACGCCCACCUCCAGAAUAUCUUCUCCUGCCCUAACCCAUCCCACCUGGAUCCUGUGUUACUGGAAAAGCUCCAUUCAUCAAUCCACUGUGCCGUAGUCAUAUUCAAGAACUUUGGCUAUGAGGGAGAUCUCAGAAGCUAUGAAAAUCUCAGAAGGGUAGUACAGAAGCUUCCUCCGGAGUUAAAGCACGAAUGGGGAGCGCACGUCCUCGAUCUGACCCAGAGACCCAACCUCAUCGACCUAGAUGUCUGGCUUCAGAAGAAGGUGCGGGUAGCAGUCAACUAUGCGGCUGUGUCACAGCCAAGGAGGACUCCGAAAGAAAACAAGCUGAAGCCAAUGCAGAAGACUGCCCAGCAGAGGAGCACUCUGGUCACCGACGCACGGACAACAGGAAACUGUCCAUGCUGUAAGGAACGGCAUGAGGUGACUGACUGCCCUUUAUUCUUGCAGAAGGCAGUUGACGAGAGAGCGCGUUGGAUCGCCGAAGUCGGGCGCUGCUUCUACUGCCUGCAGACGGGGCACGGCGUGCGGCGUUGUCGUUCAGCAAAGCCAUGCGGAAUCGACAACUGCACGAUGAGGCACCACGCAACACUCCACGGCAGCAAGCGGGUCGGCAGACGGACCAGCCGUGAGCGCGUAGUCGCUGCAGCGUCUCUGAAAACCGAUGAUGUCACGACACUGCUGCAAGUGGUGCCGGUCACCAUCCUCGGCAGUAACGGCGAGUCCAAACAGGUUUGUGCCCUGUUGGAUCCGGGUUCGCAGACCUCGUUGGUGUCCGAAGAUGUGGUGACCGAACUGGGUCUUCAUGGAGAGCGGCAAACCCUCCGCCUGCAGAGCGUCGAGGGAUGCGGACCCCUUCAGACCUCAGUGAAGCUGAAGCUCGAAUUGAAAGCGUCAUUCGGCGAUGGCUCAAGUGUGGUAGUUCCUGAGGCAUUUUCCGUAAAGAAAAUCAACGUCACAGUACCUGAGAUCCCCCACAAGAUGCCUGACUGGAAACACGUGCAAGAUCUCGAUCUGCCAGACUGUUCCGGUAAGACGGUGGAGCUUCUUCUAGGAGCGAAUGUCCUCGAAGCUCUGCUACAACUCGAAGUGAAGCAGGGAAAGAAGGCCCAACCGGUGGCGAUCAGAACUGCCUUCGGGUGGACUCUGGCCGGUUCAGUGAAGGGAUUUAUUCCUGAGCGGAAGAGGCAGGUGAUGCUGAUCAGCAGGAAGUCACCAGACGAAGACGAGAUGUCGAAAAUGCUGCAGCAGUGGUGGACCACUGAGUCCUUCGGGUGCAAGUUUGAAGGCGAUGACGCCAAAUCUCCCGAAGACAUCAGAGCAGUGGAAGUCAUGAAAAACACCACACGUAGACUGGACAAUCGUUAUGAGACGGGGCUCCUUUGGAAGAGCGAUGAGGUACACCUGCCAGACAACAGAGCAGUAGCCGUCAGCCGCCUGCAUUCACUGGAGAAGAGCCUACUGCGGAAACCACAGAAAGCCGAGGCGUACAAGAAGGUCAUGGACGGAUACGUUGAGCUCGGGUUUGCACGCAAGCUGGAGACUGAAGAGGAGCAAGAAUCGCAUCCCAGGACCUGGUACCUCCCUCACCACGGUGUGACGAACCCAAGGAAGCCGGGGAAACUGAGGGUAGUAUUUGACGCUGCCGCAACGUGUGAAGGCGUGUCGCUGAAUGACAUGCUUCUCACGGGACCCGACCUCUUGAAGAACCUUCCAGGCAUCCUCUUAAGACUCAGAGAAGAACCAGUAGCCCUGACUGCUGACAUUGAAGCCAUGUACCACCAGGUCAGGAUCAUACAGCGAGACCAGGCGGCCCUGCGGUACCUCUGGAGAGACCUGGACGUGACGAAGAACCCAGAGUGUUACACUAUGGAAGUUGCAAUCUUCGGAGCCAAAAGCAGUCCAGCGUCGGCCAGUUUCGUCCUGCAGCAGACGGCCAGAGACUGCAGCAGCAGCACUGCAGCAGGACAAGCAGCUAAAGAGGCAGCAUUGAACAGUUUCUACAUGGACGACUUCGUGCAUGCUAUAGAAACUGAAGAUAAAGCUGUCGAGAUGCAGACGGAAAUGACAGAACUCCUGAGAAAAGGCGGGUUCAAGCUAACGAAGUGGACGACGAACUCGAAACGAGUCAUGGAACAGAUCAAACAGGAAGAGCGAGCUCAAGCUGGCACGACUCAGAGUGUGCUGGGCUGCACAUGGAACACGGCCGAAGACACGCUGGGAGUGAGAAGCAUCGACCCACACGUACCAGAGACGAAACGUGGAGUAGUUCGGGGAGUCGCUCGUCUCUACGACCCCCUGGGGCUGCUAUCGCCAUUCUCUCUGCAGGCCAAGAUCCUGAUCCAGCGCCUCUGGGCAGGUAACUACAGCUGGGACGAUCAGCUGGGAGAGGAGGAGUCGCGGAUCUGGAAGAAGUGGCUGAGUGAGCUCCCUUCCACGGAACUGAUGACCGUCCCGCGGUGUUUCUCAGGCACAGAGAUCAGCGCGGACUGUACCAGAGAGCUGCACAUAUUCUGUGACGCCUCUCAGCAGGCGUUCGGAGCAGUGGCGUACGUCAAGACGAUAAUGCCCGAUCGCCCCAGUAUCUGCUCCCUGGCCAUGUCAAAGACGAGAGUGGCGCCUCUCAAGCAAAUCUCCAUUGUCAGGCUCGAGCUACAAGCAGCGGUAUUGGGAGUCAGAUUGGCCAACAUGAUCCUGAAGGAGCUGAGCGUCAAGGUGGAGCGAGUUCUGUUCUGGACGGACAGUACUGUUGUGUUGCAGUAUGUGAGGAAUGACAGCCGUAGAUUCCACACCUUUGUGGCCAAUCGGGUGGCCGAAAUCCGAGAGCUGUCUCGUCCAGAUCAGUGGAGGCACGUCCCGUCCAGCUCGAAUGCAGCUGACGUCUGCUCCAGGGGAGCCUCUGCCACGGAUCUUUCCGCAGACUCGCACUGGAAGGAUGGUCCCUACUUCCUGCUGAAGGACGAAAAGCACUGGCCUGAGAACCCACCGUGCAAAGCUGUAUCGGCGGACGACCCAGAAGUAAGAACAAAGCAAGUUCUCACGACGAAGCCAGAGCUCGAAGUGACUGUGCUUCCUGACGCAGGGAAAUUCUCUUCAUGGACGCGCUACCGAAGAGUUGUAGCGUGGAUGCUACGAUUCGUGACGAACUUCAUCGCAUCAAACUGCCCGACUAAAGCUGACUGGAAGCGCCAGGGGCCGCUGUCAGCAGACGAGAUUCAGGAGGCUGAAAAGAAGAUCGUCUUAGACUGUCAGGCGCGGACUUUCACCACAGAAGUAGCCGCUCUCCGGAACGGCAACCCAGCGGGGUCUGAGGGAAGACUGACUCAGAUGUCGCCUUUCCUGGACGGUGAUGGCGUGCUGCGCGUCGGCGGGCGCCUCAGCAAGGCUCCAGUGCCCUAUUCGACGCGUCAUCCAGCGAUCCUCCCGGCCAGAGAUGAUGUCACACGCCUGAUCGUGACGUACAACCACUCAAAGGUCCUGCACUCGGGUCAAGAAAGGACUCUGACAGAAGUACGAAGAGCUUACUGGUUCACAAAGGCUCGGUCAACCGUCCGAAGAAUCUUGCACCAGUGCACCGUAUGCAGAAACAGAAGAGCACGUCCGGAAGUCCCGAGGAUGGCUGACCUGCCAGUCGGAAGGUUCAACACUUCAAGAGCCUUCAGCACAGUCGGUGUUGACUAUUUCGGACCGAUGAUGGUGAAAAAGUUCAGAAAGACCGAGAAGCGGUACGGUGUCUUGUUUACCUGCCUUUCAACGCGCGCGGUGCAUCUAGAGAUCGCAAACACUCUAGAUACUGACAGUUUUAUAAUGGCCCAGAGGAGGUUUUCCGCGCGUCGAGGAAAGCCAGAUGCCCUGUUUUCCGACAACGGAACGAACCUGGUAGGAGGAGAGCGUGAGCUCCGGGAAUCGCUGCAGGAGUUUAAUCAGGCUCGCAUUUCGGAUCAUCUGAGCCAAGAUCACAUCAAGUGGACGUUUAUGCCUCCCGGAGCAAGUCACAUGGGCGGCGCCUGGGAAAGACUGGUCGGUAGCGUCAAGAGAGCCCUGAAGGUGACGAUCGGAUCGCAAUGUGUGAGCGACGAAGUGCUUCACACUGCGCUACUUGAAGUCGAGGCCAUGGUCAACGGACGGCCUCUUACAUAUGUUAGCCCUGAUGGCACUGACGUAGAACCACUGACACCGAACCAUCUUCUACUGGGGUGUUCAAUCGUCAACAUCUCGCCCGGAGUCUUCCAGCCCUGCGAGUUGAGCAGCAGACGGCGUUGGCGGCAGUCACAAGUUCUGGCUGACCUGUUCUGGAAGCGGUGGCGGCGGGAGUAUGUCCCAACCCUGACGAGCCGUCAGAAGUGGCUCCGCAAAACAAGAAAUCUGCAAGAAGGUGACGUCGUCCGAUCGGUUGAGCUGAAGGCAGCGGGGGGAGGCACUUACCACCGCCCCGUCAGCAAAGUGUGUCUGUUAGAGGAAGCUGAGUGAGUAUGGUGAUGACUGCUGAUCGCUGACAUCGUGUGCACAUGAAUCGUAUCUAUCCUAAUGUCUAUUUUCCUUAACUUCCUGUUAUUCUGUCUUUGUUCCUCCUAGGAUGUCGUUCCUAACCCUUCCUGAACUGGAGAGGGACGACUUCUGGAUGCAGCAGUCCUGGACGACGAUCUGGUGGACUGCAGGAGCCGGCAUGCCUCCAACGGCGGGGCUGGCGACCUGGCGGAGUCGGUCGCGGCGAGCUGCUGUGUGCGUCGCCUGCGGAGUCGCCGCCGGCGCGAGGUCAGCUGCGGCGAACUGGUCUGCCUGUGGAGUGGCCGCCGGCACGGGGCGGCCCCGGCGAGCUGCUGUCUGCUGUGCCUGUGUCGCCUGCGGGGUGGCCGUGGGCACGGAGUCGGCCACUGCCGAUUUAGGUCGCUCUCAGAAUAGUGACUUAGUGAUGACGCUGACUGUGCAUAUCAGGCCGGAGGCGGUGCGGGUGUUAAGUCUGACCCUGGCGGCGUCUCUGGAACUGCGGCGAGCUGCCGGUUGCGGCGGCUGGUGCUUUCGGCCACGGCGCGUGGUACUGUCUGCUGAGCCAGACACGGGAAGGUCGGCUGCAGCGAGUCGACUGGUCUCCCUGGCUGCCGGCUGAGUCGUGGACAACAGUCGACAGCUGCAGUGGCAGCGAGACUGGGAUGUGUACCGUGCGCGAUCACUGACGCGUGUGUACCGUGUGCGAUCACUCAGGUGACGUUGCGUCACCGGGGGGAGGAUGUGAUGGUCCUGAAUCGCAUCGGGACCGCUUGUAGCAUAGAUGGCAGCAUUGUUCUCGGCUGUCACCGUAAGGUGCUGCCACCGCGGGUGCGCGGUCGUUUUGGGAACUGCAUUAUAACCAAGCUGCGUUAAAUGAGUGAUUUAUACUAUCUCGAUUAGUAUUUCACAUUGGAAUAUCGUAGUGAAAUUAUU